ACUCGUCAUCGAAGGUGCUCAAUCCCUCUUCCCCAGCAAUCUGCGUUUCCUGGAGGGCGGAGAAUCCUCAGGCUCCUCCUCUGAGUUCAGUCGCGUGAUGUCUUCUUCUUGCUCGUCUUGUGCCUCACUAUCUUGUUGGUUGUCUGGUGACUUGUCUUGCAUCCUUGUGCUAAUGGAGCGUAGCGGAGGAGAGGUCAUACGCUUGAAUCAAACUAUGGGUGAAGCUGAAGAAUUACAAGGAGAAUAUCUUCCCGAACUCUCUUCUUUCGUAGUCAGUACUGAUAUAAGUGCACAAAGGUCUUGAAUGGAGUCCAGAAUAUGUUGCUGGCAAACGUAUCCAGGAUAAGACUUGCAUGAUCCUGGAUGUGACAUGGAAUGUUCUACAUCACCAACGCUUGAAAUCUUAUUCCAGGGCUUCUUCGUCUUUAAGCAUUACAGACCAAUAUGCAUUGUAAACAAUUUGCUAUUUGAUCAAGAGUGACUUUGAACGCGUGGCUUGCACUACCGGAGACAUGAGCAAGCCACUGAUUUUUGGAAGUUAUAAACACCUAGCUGAAGUACGUGUUUUUUUUCUUUGCGGCUUAUUCUAUUGCAGCGAGGAAUUCGAAUGCACUGGAAUGGCUGGCUAGUAAAAAUAUAGCAGAUGAAGCUGCCAGGGUAUUGCGAUGCGUCUGUUAAAAGUAUCGUGCAUCCUACAUCAUGAAACGGGGAGAUAUAGCAUUCUUCUAGCCCAUGUAUGUACUGGGCUCUACAAUCUUCUCAAAUCUCUUCAAUUCCGGAUGAACUUCUGAUCAAGUGUGGAUUCCGGAUAUUGACAGUGGUGGGAGAAUUCGGACUGGCCAGAUGGCAGCCAAAUGCGAGCACAGCAGUUGAAACGAUUGUGAUUAGUACUCACGGGUGAGUGGUUCGGCUUGAAUUGAAAGUCGUCAGCAACAUAUUGAACUGAUUGAGUAUGCUUUCUACGGACCUUUCCAUGCGUCGGUGACUGGAUGUACUGAAGUACUAGACCAGUCUCAAGCUUCUAAGGUUUGGGAACUGAUAGUGCAUAUUAAGUUCAGGUCAAACGAACUAAAUUAACCUCAGGUACCAUCUUCAGCGACCGCAAACACAUCACCAUUUAUGCAUCGUUGCGAGCAUCAGGAGCUUUGCGAAGAAAUCGUCGCAUAAUUUCCUCAUCUAUUUCAUUUUGCAACUUAGGUGUCACAAAAAUCUAACAAUGCCCUCGAAGUUCAAGCCAUCGGUUAACGCUGUAAGCAGGUGUUCCGUAUCCUGGAGGGAGGGUUCCCCAGCUCCAACAGCAGGAGUUUUGAGAAAAUCGUCACUGAUGCUUCCAGUCAUGCGAGUUCCAGCAGAGGGUUGAGCCAAAUGGAAUCACUAGACUCACGCCCUGUCGUUGCCAGAUCUACUGAGCUCAUAAGCUACUCGUUCUUCAAUUGGAGCUACGAAGAAGAGCGAGAGCAGAUCCUUGCUCACUGUGAACCAUUGUUCAUAGACUCACGUCCCAUUAAAGGCAGCAGAGACGAAAAAAUGGAAGAUAGUCAAGAUCCUCGCUUUUUCCAAACCUUUCUGACAGUGACAUGUUGUUGACAUGUCUGGGUACAUAGUUCCCUCCGGAUUUUUGCUGUAGUGUCCUCUGAAGUAGCGAAGUUUUGUGAAGAAUGGUAUCCUCGCGAAACCAGAAUAAUUAUCUUGACGGAAGAAACGGGCUGGACUAGCAGCAAUACACGAAGAACGGAUGAGGAUCGUUUCAUUCAAAACUGGACAUGAGAAGCCCACUGUAGCCCACUAUUUGAAUGUAAUAUUUGGAUUCAAAGUUGUGACACUUCCAGAAAAUUCUUUUUGGGAUCUUGUGAUAGUGGUUUCAUCCACAUGUAACCCUCAGUCCACUUCAUAAGAAUCAACACACGAUCUGCUCACAGAGAUAUAAGACCGUCUCCAACUGAGGCCAUGACAAUAUGCAGCGAUCAUGCAGAUUGCUAAAGAUUGUAUCUUCACAUGUACGCGUUUUUCAAUUGUUUUUAUAAACAGCCAAGUCAAGUUUGUUCCA
Messenger RNA from Marchantia polymorpha subsp. ruderalis, 2047 nucleotides. The record is from the annotation of a GenBank genome assembly. Lineage: Eukaryota; Viridiplantae; Streptophyta; Marchantiopsida; Marchantiales; Marchantiaceae.